AGGGGGCGUUUGGUUGUUGUCUUGAGAUACCUUGCAUCAAUGAUGAUUCACUCACUGCUAGAUGAAGUAAGUCUAAUUCAAUGAAGCAAGAUGUCGGAGCUGUUGAGUACGGAGAAAUUUCGAAGAUAACGAAUAAUAAUAAUCAUACGUGUCUUCAUACUACAUACCAAAUCCAAUACAUUUAUUUACUCGCCUUUCCCCCCUAAUCAAGGUACUACACCACAGUUCAAGGCGAGAGUUAACCAACCACCGGAGUCCAAAAGCAACGAGGACAAACCCUCCCCUCUCUAACACUCUUUCGACGCCGACAGCAUGUCUUCCCCGAUCCUCAUCCCCGCCACACUGGCCCUGUUAUUCGCCACCAUAGUAUGCACCGAGCUCGUCAAGGCCAUUCUUCGCAUCUCCGGGGCCGUCGUAAUAUCCCUCUCUCGCGCCAUCUCCGACAUCCUCCUCGUCGGAUCCCAGUCGCUCCUGUCCCGCCUGCUCAACGUCGCUGUUUCGCUCGGCUUGUGUCUCUACGACAUCGCUGCGCUCCUGCUCUUCGUUGCUGCUACCUUCGGACCCCUGAUCGUCGGCUUCCUUCUGAUAAGGAGUCUUGUACUAGGCGUGAGACCUCUUCGCUUUCCCUGGGGAUAACUAGGUACUAAUAGUGCUAAUUUUUUUUUGUGGUCUCUGGAGAAGCGGAAGACGUUACAGAGGGAAAACGAGUUCCCCAUAAGAGAUGGUAAGCGCCGUCGUCGUGAUGCUUGGAUUCGCCAACAACAUAUCUGUUGUUAUGAUGCCCCGAUAGAAGAGCAAUGCUGGUGCGGACAUCAUGGGUAGAUGGGAACUUGAAGGAAGCGGGAUGAUAAGACAGACAGACGUAUGAUUGUCCUUUUGA
Molecule: messenger RNA, 880 nt
Organism: Daldinia caldariorum
Lineage: Eukaryota; Fungi; Ascomycota; Sordariomycetes; Xylariales; Hypoxylaceae
Exons: 1
Coding region: 313-636 (107 amino acids)
Source: RefSeq, a predicted model, not a curated record